Messenger RNA from Alternaria arborescens, 4398 nucleotides. RefSeq names its product putative ATP-dependent DNA helicase. The coding region runs from base 1 to 4398 and encodes 1465 amino acids. The record is from RefSeq and is a predicted model, not a curated record. Gene Ontology annotation, molecular function: ATP binding; nucleic acid binding. The transcript has 6 exons. Lineage: Eukaryota; Fungi; Ascomycota; Dothideomycetes; Pleosporales; Pleosporaceae.
AUGGGCGACAGGUAUCAUCUGUCUAAUCACCCCCAGCGGCUGGGCGCUCCCCGUCGCGCAUCGCAGUACGACGCCCUUCGGCCCCAAUACAGACAGCCAGAAAGACAGAUCGCUCUUCGAGACCGCUAUCGUGCCACUCAGCACGAGCGUCCCAUAUACGACGUGGUGGAGGAUGAUGAUGAUCUGUAUGAUCAUGGUCCCCAACUUGACUCAUUUGACAACAGACUGCUCCAACAACCGGUCCCCAAUCGUCAGCAACAAGCUGUAUUAGGCAGGACGCGACUGUCUUUUGCACCUGGCCAGUCCACGUUCAUCAGCAAUGCAGCGCCCAGUCAACCGCAGCAGCCUUUCCAUGCUCAUAGAAAUACGACAUAUGAUGAUGAUGAAGGUACUUUCAAUACUGGCCCCAAAAAUGCAGCUACUGAUCGAGAAGCUGAAUAUCACCUGCGGCCCAAGAAAAUCGUGCAGGGUCAACUAAGUCGUUUCGUCCACAAUCCUGCGCCCUUCCCAGAAACGAGUUCAGAUGUACCACUCGGCCGCUCAUCCAGCCCAGCGUUCAAGGCAAGCCAGAGGUGUGCUAAGCAAGUCAUUCCCACCACACCCCAACGCGAAGCAGAACCUCAACUCUUCGAGGAUAAAUUCCAAUCCCCUGAUGAGGACUAUCGACAGCAGUAUCAGCACCCUUGCAAACAGCAUGUUCAAAAUGGCUUGCGACCAAGAGAAGAUGUUGACCUUCAAUAUCUUCAACAUCGUCUUCCAAAGCCGCAGCCAAACCCAUUGCAUCUGUCUCAUGCUCCUCCCACGUGUCAGGGCAUUCGUCUCGUCCCUGUCGCAACUCUACCCAGUCGUCUUCGGACUGUGUUUCCCUAUCCAACUUUCAAUGCCGUACAAUCCAAAUGUUUUGAAAGGGUGUUUAAUACCGACGACAACUUUGUGCUUGCAUCUCCUACGGGAAGCGGAAAGACUGUCAUCCUUGAGCUCGCCGUGUGUCGCGCUGUUGCCACCAAUGCAACGGGUCAAUACAAGGUGGUCUACCAAGCACCGACCAAGGCUUUGUGCUCCGAGCGCCAACGUGACUGGGAAGCCAAGUUCAACCAGCUCGGGCUCAAGUGUGCUCAGCUGACCGGCGACAGCGACGCAGGGGAUCUUCGCAACGUGCAGAGUGCCAAUAUCAUCAUAACUACACCCGAGAAGUGGGAUAGCAUGACUAGGAAGUGGAAAGAUCAUGAGAAGCUUAUGAGAUUGAUACGAGUGUUUCUCAUCGACGAAGUCCAUAUACUCAGAGAAGAUCGCGGUGCCACACUUGAGGCGGUCGUGUCGCGGAUGAAGUCCAUAGGCACGGGCGUUCGCUUUGUAGCUUUGUCGGCAACGGUGCCCAACUUGAAUGACAUCGCCGCAUGGUUAGGGAAGAAUUUUUCUGCAUUGGAUACUCCGGCUGCCAACGAGAAAUUCGGUGAAGAGUUCCGGCCGGUCAAAUUGCAAAAAUAUGUUCGAGGUUACAAUACCAGCUCCACCAACGAUUUCGGUUUUGAGAAGGUGCUCGAUGCCAGGAUCCCUGAAGUCAUCGCUAGCUACUGUAAGCGGAAGCCUAUAAUGGUUUUUUGUGCGACCAGGAACUCUACGGCCAACACAGCAAAGCUCAUUGCGAAAUGGUGGGACUCGUCGUCUGGCAGGAAUCGAAUGUGGGAACCGCCCUCCAAGCUACCUGCGCUCUCUAACAAAGAGCUUCUGGAAAUUGUGGCUUCAGGUGUUGCUUUCCAUCACGCAGGGCUUGAUCUGGACGAUCGGAUGCAGGUUGAGAAAGGUUUCAUUGCUGGCGAGAUCAAUGUCAUUUGUUGCACUUCAACGCUUGCAGUUGGUGUCAACCUACCCUGUCAUCUCGUCAUCAUCAAAAAUACGAUGUCUUGGGGUGCGGAAGGACUUCAGGAGUAUUCAGAUCUGGAGAUGAUGCAAAUGCUUGGGCGCGCAGGGCGGCCCCAAUAUGACGACUCAGCAGUAGCGGUUAUCAUGACUCGACAAGCAAAAGUUCGCCGUUACGAGAAGUUGGUAACUGGCCAAGAUCUUAUCGAAAGCAAGCUCCAUCUCAACUUGGUGGAUCAUAUGAACGCCGAGAUCGGACUGGGAACGAUCAGCGACCUACAGUCGGCCAGAAAAUGGCUCAGAGGCACGUUUCUCUACGUCCGGCUCCAGCAGAACCCCAACUUUUACAAGCUAGAUGGCUCCCGAAGUGGUCAGAGUAUCGAAGAACAGGUCGAUGAUAUAUGCUUUCGUGACAUUACCCUCCUGCGCGAGACCAAUCUCAUAUCUGGCGAAGAGUACUUUAGAUCUACAGAGUUUGGUCAAGCUAUGGCACGAUACUACGUUAACUUCCACACUAUGAAAACAUUCAUGGGGCUUGGAUCAAAGUCCACACCUUCUGAGAUACUCUCAGCCAUGGCUCAAGCUACCGAGUUUUCAACCAUACGUUUCCGGCAAGGCGAGAAAUCCUUUUACAAACUGCUAAAUAAGUCGCCUUCAAUCCGUUGGCCCAUUCCUGUCAACCUUGAUCUCCCGGCCCAGAAGGUAUCCCUCAUCAUCCAGUCUGUCCUCGGAUCCGCCGUUAUCUCAUGGGACGGCGAGGCGGGCAAACACCGCUCGCAAUACGUAACUGAGACACAUAUCAUCUUCAAAAACAUCAGUAGUCUUGUGCGAUGUAUUAUUGACUGCCAGAUCAUCUUAACGGACUCAGUCAGCAUUCACAGUGCUCUUAUGCUCGAGAGAAGUUUAGGAGCGAGGAUUUGGGAUGACAGCCCACUACAGAUGAAGCAGAUCGACACUAUCGGCGUUAUCGCGGUCAGAAAGCUUGUCAACGCUGGCUUGAGAUCUAUCGAGGACCUUGAAGGUUGUGAACCUCACCGGAUCGAAGCGCUCGUUGGCAGAAAUCCACCGUAUGGUCUCACUAUACUUGAUAUGGUCCGGUCGUUCCCAAAGCUUCGCGUGUCGCUUCAUGCCCAGCCUGCGACUGUGAUCACAUCUCACGACGGAGUGAGAAUUCAGAUCAAGGCAGAUAUUGGCUUCAUCAACGAACAGCCGCCGCGGCGCUUCAACGAUAAGUUGAUCUAUGUGUGUCUUCUGGUUGACACCUCGGAUGGUCGCAAGAUACAUUUCGCACGUAUCAGACCAUGUCGAAAGCCGACAGCUACCAGCGAGGACUUUGGAGAUGGUGACUUGGACGACGACACACUUGUAGGUGCCUCUCUCUGUGGUUUCGACUUUGACCAGAUCGAAAACUAUGCCGACCCUAUCGCAACGGUUUCACAAAGGAACACCGAGAAGAGUAAGCCAGCCAAGACUAAAGACACUGGAAAGAGCAAGAAUGCUACACAGCCGCUCGAUGCUGCACCUGGUGACAAAUACGAAGAACCGGUACAGCUAGCCAAUGGCAAGUGGGCAUGUAAUCACGCGUGUAAAGAUCGGCUUGCUUGUAAACACCUUUGUUGCAAGGAUGGUAUGGACAAACCACCGAAGAAGAAGGCCACGGUCAAACGCGUUCCAUCAGGAGAAGAUCGGCCGGAACCAACGCAGAAAGCACCAUUUUCGAAAGGCAAACAAACCCAGACCAAGCUCCAGCUUACAGCAUCCAAGCGAAAGGUCUCAGCGUCUAUUGAUGAACUCGAUCUUACACAACAAGAGAAGAAGCAAAAGGCGAACUUCGGCAUAAACGGCCCAAGAGAUUAUCGUGGCCUACAUCAGCUGCACAAGACUGUCCAGGGUAAAGAGCUGCCUACUUCAUUGAAUUCCGUCAUGUACAAGAAACCUACCUACUGCUAUUCUCAAGGUGGUGAGCAUGGCCUUGACUUCAUGAGUUCUACAGUCGAACGGCCACCGACUUCAAGCGACUACGGAGACUUUUUGAGCGACGCACAAGAGUAUGAAGACUUCAUGGGAAAUGAGGCUGCAGAACCAAUGUGCGAAUCAGAUACCUUUGGAGACGAUAACUCCAUGGUAGAAGACGCUAUGAUCGGCCUUGCAGACUCUCGGGAUCUACAAGCGGUGCGUGAGAGUGAGGGUGAUAUCAUGCGGUCUUUUGAGAAUGCUCUCGAUGAUGCAGACGGCAUGCGCUAUGGUCAAGACGGCAACCCCAUGGAUGUCAGCUUGGGAGAUCGUAACGAUCGAGGCAAAAUCGUUCCUGUAAACCACGAUGAAUCGCACAAAGCAUGUGUCGGUGAAUCUCCAUUACUUUUUGUUGGCGACACGAGCAGCCCUCAAGUUGAAAUCGCAGACAUAUUUGACAUGCUCGAUGAGAAGCUGGCUAAGGAUUCAUCAGUCGACGAGAAGCCGGUACUUGAAGCAUUCAAAGAUCUUGAACCAUGGAUAUUCCAAGAGUUCGGCGAUAUCGUAGAGCUCGUUGAUGAAUGA